Molecule: messenger RNA, 2010 nt
Organism: Oldenlandia corymbosa var. corymbosa
Lineage: Eukaryota; Viridiplantae; Streptophyta; Magnoliopsida; Gentianales; Rubiaceae
Source: the annotation of a GenBank genome assembly
AUGACUCCUUGUGCACCAAAGAUGAUGGCGAACAAGGUUGAAAUUGACAAGCUCAACGACUCUGAUCAGCCUUGGACUGCUAUUAUCACUGUCGAGGAGAAGCAAAAUCCAUUCGGCCAAUACACUAAAAUCCAAAAGAUGGUAUUCAGCGAUGAAAAGAGCACUAAAGUAGAAGGUAUUAUAUUCGGAAUGGCCGUCAGCAUCAUGGGACCACGAUUCCAGACGUGUAGAAAAUACCGAGUCUCCAACGCACCUAUCCGGUUGCAAUAUUUGAGAUUGUCACUUUGGGAAGAAUUCCACCAGGAUGUUGGAAUAUUAUUAACUGAACUACUUCAAGCUAAGAGUUACCCAACCGUCGUUUGCCGCCGGAUGCUUAUCUCUCCAUACAACGGAAUUGAGGUGACAACUUCACAUAGAUCGGUGGUUUCGAUCAAUCCUCCUUUUGAUAAAGCAAGGAAAUUGAGGAACUGGAAGGAAAUCGAUUUUUUCUUGCAGAAUAAACCAUCAUUCUCGUCUACUCCUGGUAUCAGUCACAAAAACCUUUCACAAAUCACUCCAAUCACACAUAUCGAUGAUGAACAACAGGUGUCGUCUAACGUUCAUGACGAGAGUGGAUCAAUCCAAGCUAGCUUUUUCGGUAGCAUCGUAGAAAAGAUAUUGGGUUUCACUGUAACAGAUAUCGUUGAGAACCCUGAAAAGUCAAGCCCUGGUUCUGCCACUGUCGAUACUGGUAUGGUCAUGAGUGUCGGUGAGGUGGCAGCUGGGGUGGACAAAUGGCUGAAAUUUGCUGUGGAGAAUGGAGUCAGAGAACUCAAUCUUCAGCUUCAGCCUCAGUACGAUCAUGAUUACAUUGUACCGGGCUUCAUUCUUGAAGCUGAAUCUUUAACAAUGUUGUCCCUUCACAAUUGCGAUUUUCCAGACAAGUUAAACAUUCAGAAGAUUUCGUGUAAGAACAUGCGCACUUUGGUCUUGCCAGAAGUGUCAAUCAAUGAUGACACUUUGUCUUCCCUGAUCGCGGGUUGUCCGUUGAUUGAGCAUCUAAAGAUCAAUAACUGUAGAGAUUUGAACAAAGUUGAGCUGAUGAAUAAUCUCAAUUCCCUCAAGGAAUUUGAGAUAUACGGGUACGAAUAUUAUAGAAGGAAGGAGAAACAAACAUGUUUUGUUGAACCACCACAACCACAUCAUCAAGAAACGGAACAACAAGUACUGAUGAUUAAUGCUCCCAAUCUCGCUAGUUUUGACCUUGGUUUAUAUCGCACUACAUUAUUGUUUCCAAUAGGGCUUCUCGUCUAUCCCGAGAAUGGUCCGAUUUGGAUGACCAAUUUCAUGCGGUUUCACGAGGGAAACUUCAACGAAAUUGCCAAGAAAAAAGACAGGACAGAUAUAGUUGGACCGUUGUUUCGACGGGUAAUCGAGGAUACUUUGGUCAUGAAACGCAAUUGUGGAGGAGGGAUUUCGUCGUUUGAUUUGGAUAUGGAUUACUAUUAUGAUGAUGAUGAUGAGGCAGCUCAGGUGGAUCGAUGGCUGAAAUUUGCUGUGGAAAACGGAGUCAGGGAGCUCAGUGUUCGGAGUUGGCCUCAUUAUUAUGUCAUACCUGACUUCAUUCUUGAAACUGAAUCUGUAACAAUGUUGUCCCUUCACAAUUGCAAGUUUCCAGAGGAGUUGAAGGUCCAGAUUCUGUGUAAAAACAUCCGCACUUUGGUCUUGUCCCAAGUCUCAAUCAAUGAUGAUACUUUCUCAUCGUUGAUCGCGGGUUGUCCGUUGAUUGAGCAUCUGGAGAUCAAUGGCUGUAGUGAUUUGAGCAGAGUUGAGCUGGUGAAUAAUGUCCAUUGCGUCAAGAAAUUCGACGUUUAUGACUGCAUCGCGCGUCUAAAAACUCUCCAGAGUUUGACAUUUGGGAGAAGAACUCGUCUUAAUGAAGCCUUCUUCGGAAAUUUCUUGAAUAGUUUUCCCAAUGUACGGUCCUUGGUCAUCCGUGAAUGCCAUGGUUUUGCAAGAAUGAUUCACUGA